Sipha flava (yellow sugarcane aphid) is the source of this 1005-nucleotide messenger RNA. Its product is annotated as dnaJ homolog subfamily C member 8. Gene Ontology annotation, cellular component: nucleus. The record is from RefSeq and is a predicted model, not a curated record. NCBI's taxonomy places the organism in Eukaryota, Metazoa, Arthropoda, Insecta, Hemiptera, Aphididae.
UUAUUGUUUGUAUGUGGUUAAUCUUAGGUAUUUUACGUAGUAUCCCAUAUUACGAUGUUCGUGCGAUACUCAGUAAAAAUUCAAAUCGGUCUUCUAAAUAUUUGAACACAUUACAUUUUUAUCAAUUGUCAUUUAAACGUGUUGAUGCGGUCGAGCGGUGAUUUAUCGUGGAUUUCGCUGUAUAAACAUAGUUAAAUGUCAGGCGCUAAGUGAUGGCGAGCAAGUUGACGGAUCCCGAAUUACCAAAGAAAAACGAAAACUUUGACACGUUUUACACCGAAGUAAAAGAAAUCGAGAAACGUGAUUCUGUGCUAACAUCCAAACAACAGAUUGAUAGACUGCUGCGGCCUGGAGCUUCAUAUUUCAAUCUAAACCCUUACGAAGUACUUCAGCUGGACCAUGACACACCUUUAGAAGAUGCAAAAAAAAAAUAUAAAAGACUGUCCAUUUUGGUGCAUCCUGACAAAAACCAAGAUGAUUUAGAGAGAGCAAAUAAUGCUUUUGAAACCGUUAACCGAGCAUGGCGGACGAUUAAUAAUGAUGAAUCUAGGAAAAAAUGUCAAGAGAUUAUACAGGAAGCUAAAGAUAUGACAGAAUUUAUGAUUACAGAAAAGCGUAAGAAAUUAAAAAAAGAAGGCAAAGAUACAGCUGUUGAAGAAGAUGAUCCAGAUAUUAUGAAACGCAGUAUUUACGUUCAAACAUGUAAAUUAUUUGCUGAUUUAGAACGUAAAAGAAAAGACCAUGAAGCUAGAGAAUUACAAGAAAGGAAAAGAAAAAGAGAACAAGAAAUUGAAGAAGAACAGAAAGCAACAAUGUCAAAAGAAUGGCAAAAGAACUUCGAUGAAUCGAGAGAAAGUAGAGUAAACAGUUGGAAAGCAUUUCAAGAAUCAACAAAAAAAUCCAGCAAAAAAAUCAAAAUAUUUAAACCACCUAAGCACAAAGCAGAAUCAAGGUGAAAUAAAACUUAAUUAAAUAAUUUCUAUAGUAAAUAAAACACAUUUUUUU